AAUUUAGUCCAAUUUUCUCCAAUUUUAGAAUUAAAAUGUGCUCAUUCCAAGUUUAGAAAAAGCUCUAACAUAUGUCUGAUUUCAUUCCCACCUUUCAAUUUCCCGCCCUUUUCCACAUUUAAGCUGCCACGGACGAACAAGGCAAAUUGAUGAAUCGAAAAACCAAUGACCCCAGAAAAUCUCCUAACCCGUCCUCUCAUCGCCGAUAAAUUAACGCUGGGUUGCCCACUCCUCGACCGCUGCCUCGGCGGCGGGGUCCCCUGCUGUUCAAUAACGGAGCUCGUCGCCGAGAGCAGUUGCGGCAAGACUCAAUUUUGCCUCCAACUCGCCCUCUCCGCUCAGCUCCCGCCAUCCCACGGCGGCCUCUCCGCCUCCUCGCUUUACCUACACACCGAAUUCCCUUUCCCGUUUCGCCGCCUCCACCAACUCUCCCAAGCAUUUCAAUCCUCACACGCUAACCUCGUAGCCAUUAACCCCUGUGAAGAUGUGUAUGUUCAUGCUGUGCACGACGCACAUCAGAUGCUUGAUAUAAUGCCCAAGAUAGAGUCUUUUAUUGAGAGCGAGAAAACCCGGUUGCCUGUCAGGCUAAUUGUGAUUGAUUCCAUCGCGGCGCUGUUCCGGACUGAAUUUAACAACACCCCUUUGGAUCUUAAGCGGAGGUCGUCGCUGUUUUUCAAGAUUGCCGGGAAGUUAAAGUCGUUGGCCAACAGGUUCCGAUUAGCGGUGGUGGUGACGAACCAGGUGGUUGAUUUUAUGGGGGCAAGUGAUGGGGUGAAUGGGGUCAAAGUGGGCAACUUUGGCUCAUUGGACUCGUCGGGAAGACGGGUUUGCCCUGCUCUGGGACUCGCUUGGGCGAAUUGCGUGAAUUCAAGGUUGUUCUUGUCGAGAAAUGAGGUGGUUGUUGGCGAAGGGAAUAGCAAUGAGCUGGAGGAUGGUUUUUGUAGGCAAACAAAGAGGCGACUUGAUAUUCUUUUUGCGCCUCAUUUGCCCCAAGCAUCGUGUGAAUUUGUCAUCACACGACAAGGAGUGUUUGGAGUUGAGUCAGUUGGCAUAUAGAACUGAUUGAAGUGGCCCUGUGCUUGCUUAUAUUAUUUUUAGUGUUUGAUUUUGUAUGUAGGCUUCCGCUAACAAAAGUGAAGACCGGAUUACUACACCAUUGGUUUUGGAUUCACUUGUCAUGAGAUCAAAUGAUUCUGAGGCCAAGUUUUUGCGAAAGGAG
Messenger RNA from Malus domestica (apple), 1219 nucleotides. The record is from RefSeq and is a predicted model, not a curated record. NCBI's taxonomy places the organism in Eukaryota, Viridiplantae, Streptophyta, Magnoliopsida, Rosales, Rosaceae.